UCGUUUGUUCUUCCUUUUUUUCUGUUCACUUUUCUAGAAAAGUCAACUACGUAUGUUCGUCCCUGAAACAUUCAACCAUAAGAUCUCCAAAAUUUACCUUGCGACUAAAUACUAGGAAUUCUUCUCGUCCAACUUGAUUUUCCUUGGCAGAAAGUUCAGAAAGUAAAAUUGCAAAAUGGGUUCAAUACCACCAGGAUCAGCCGCUCCCUCAAAAGCAGCCCUCCUCCGCAAAAAUGCAACAGCAGCCGUGGAGUCCUACAACUCUUGGAACAUCGAAACAAUCCUAGCCCCCCGCCACGAGACAGCAACCCACGAAAUCCUGCCCAAAUCCCUCAACCGACCCAUAAUGAACAACAACACCUACCGCUCCUACUUUAGCGCCAUCAUGCCCUACUUCUGGAAUUUCACCGUCACAAUAAACGACCUCCUCGUCGACGCCGAGCAGAACAAAGUCGUCGUCUGGGCGCGGAGUACCGCGAUGACGGAGAUAGGGGAGUAUGCUAAUGAGUACAUGUUGAUGUUUUUCUUUGAUGAGAGGGGUGAGAAAAUUGUGAGGAGUUUGGAGUUUGUGGAUAGUAAGGUGACGGGGCCGUAUAUGGAAGAGUUGGGGAGGUUUAUUAGGGAGAAGAAGGGGAGUGAUGGGUUUGAGAGAAGGUAUGGGAAUUAAUGGUUUGGCUGAGAGAGAGAUCGGGGAGAGAAUAGAUGCGAGGGGAAGGGAUAGCAUGGAGUUCGAAUGGAGUAGAUGUUUGCACAGAAAGUGAAUUGAGU
This is a messenger RNA of Mollisia scopiformis, 768 nucleotides long. RefSeq lists its product as uncharacterized. Lineage: Eukaryota; Fungi; Ascomycota; Leotiomycetes; Helotiales; Mollisiaceae. The record is from RefSeq and is a predicted model, not a curated record. Bases 176 to 667 code for a protein of 163 amino acids. The transcript has 4 exons.